Messenger RNA from Dovyalis caffra, 486 nucleotides. The record is from the annotation of a GenBank genome assembly. NCBI's taxonomy places the organism in Eukaryota, Viridiplantae, Streptophyta, Magnoliopsida, Malpighiales, Salicaceae.
AUGGCUAGAAAUAAAGCAUAUGCGGUAUUUAGGGGUAGAGCUCCCGGGGUUUAUCUUUCAUGGGAAGAUUGUGAAGUACAAGUGAUUGGUUUCCCUAGAGCUCUAUAUCGGGGUUUCAAAACUCAUUUCAAAGCCGAGAAAUCUUAUAGGUUUCGACCAAAUGGAUUUACUACAAUAAAGUCUCUAAGAUUGUCAAAACUAGCCGGGUUGUUCGAGUAUUUACGAAGGUCACUCGUUCUUUCCGUUCGAAACAAUAGGUGUGAAACAAUUAAUAAUAUAGUUUCGGACAUUACAUACAUAUAUAUUGCAAAAACAAUGUUGAGAAUAUUACCUAACGCGUUGUCUAAGUUCGGUAUGCUUAUAAGUGUCCGGAAAUAUCACACGAAGGGCUAUGGGGAAGGAGAUAGCAACAUGAAUGUGAAGAAAGCUGCGAGGAAGGCUAAGAAAGGUUUCGUUGUCACUAUUAGUGACAAUUCUGAAAAAUGA